Messenger RNA from Lycium barbarum (goji berry), 508 nucleotides. Its product is annotated as LOB domain-containing protein 42-like. The coding region runs from base 107 to 493 and encodes 128 amino acids. NCBI's taxonomy places the organism in Eukaryota, Viridiplantae, Streptophyta, Magnoliopsida, Solanales, Solanaceae. The transcript has a single exon. The record is from RefSeq and is a predicted model, not a curated record.
UUUUUUGUGAUCUUUUCUUUUUUUCCUUUUCUCAGCACUAUUUAGGUCUCUUUUAUAUGAGGGUUGUGGCCGGAUAAUUAACCCCGUAAACGGUUCAGUCGGGUUGAUGUGUUCUGGGAAUUGGCAGCGUUGUCAAGAAGCUGUUGAAUCAGUUCUCAAUGGCUCAACAAUCAUGCAAGUCCCAAACAAUGAUGAUAAUAGUUCUUCAGAUCAUCAAGAGGCUCAUCAAAUGAUCACACCGUUAAAAAGCUGUGAUAUUCGACACAUUUCCAAGGACACAUCAAGCGGGGUGGUUCACCAGCAAGUCAAAGCCAGGAAUGGGCGGUUCAAGCGUAAGGCCACUAAAGUAGAUGCUUCUUCUGCAAAAGAGUAUUUGAUGAAUAAUGAGCCGCCAUCAAAAUUUAGUAUAAUCGGGUGGGAUUGCUUUGAUCAGAUCGAAGAAGAGUUGAAAUGCGCACCUAGUCAUGACUCGUUCUCUGUUGAAAACGGUUGAACCGUCCUUAAUGUU